ACAGUCAAAUGACAACUAUACCCCUCAAGUCUCCUCUUUUGGCUUCGUGCUAAAGCCGCUGCCUUUCUCUCCCUGAUCAAUCCGCGACAAACAAACCCUUGGAAUCACAAUGACAAUGGUGCCCUCUUCGAAAGCCUUCGUUUUUGCGAGGCAGAUGGCGAAGAAGAUUCGUGUUACGACGCCGUCGAUGUCCGUAACGCGCUUUGUCUCAACAACGGGAGACAACAGCCAGCAACAGCAGCAGAACCCACCAGAGCCUUUACCCAACAGACCCUUGAGAGGGGAGAGAGGUUCCAACUCAGCUAGACCUUCGCAACCGGCCAAACUUUCUGAUCAUGACUUCCUAGAACAGUUCAAGCUCGGAGUCAAACAGGACGAUUCACGGAAGACGGAACAAAAACCCCAGCAGGAAACAAGCCCGGAGCCCUUACCGGCGCCUGAAGAUUCCGAGGAGAUCUUCAAGAACAUGAAGGAAGGAGGUCUCAUUCCUAACGCUGUCGCCAUGCUUGACGGGCUCUGCAAAGAUGGGCUGGUACAGGAAGCCAUGAAGCUUUUCGGGUUGAUGCGUGACAAGGGUACAAUCCCUGAGGUCGUUAUCUACACUGCUGUCGUUGAAGGCUUUUGCAAGGCUCAUAAAAUUGAAGACGCUAAGAGGAUUUUCAGGAAAAUGCAGACCAAUGGGAUUGUCCCAAACGCCUUCAGCUAUGGUGUCUUGGUUCAGGGAUUGUGCAAUUGCAACAUGUUAGACGAUGCUGUUGAUUUCUGUGGUGAGAUGCUUGAGUCUGGUCACUCUCCCAACGUCUCCACUUUCGUUGGAUUGGUUGAUGCCUUGUGCAGAGAAAAGGGCGUCGAACAAGCCCAGUCGGCUAUUGACACCUUAAACCAAAAAGGGUUUGCUGUUAAUUUGAAGGCUGUCAAGGAGUUCAUGGAAAAAAAGGCUUCAUUCCCGUCUUUGGCUUGGGAAGCCAUAUUCAAGAAGAAACCAAUCGACAAACCCUUCUAAUUCUCCUCUCACUUAAGCACUGCUGUAACUGUUUUUAGAUAUGCAAUCUCCAUAAGAUGUUUACUUGACUUUACAAGUACUCUUUUAUUAUGUCAUUAGUUGCACUUCAAUGAGUUUGGUGUUUAUUGAGAAGAUCAAGUUGUGCAUGAUUCCUAAAUAGACUGAAGACACAUAAAGUUUACUUGA
Messenger RNA from Eutrema salsugineum, 1189 nucleotides. Its product is annotated as pentatricopeptide repeat-containing protein At4g38150. Bases 110 to 1003 code for a protein of 297 amino acids. Gene Ontology annotation, molecular function: protein binding. Lineage: Eukaryota; Viridiplantae; Streptophyta; Magnoliopsida; Brassicales; Brassicaceae. The record is from RefSeq and is a predicted model, not a curated record. The transcript has a single exon.